Messenger RNA from Melanotaenia boesemani (Boeseman's rainbowfish), 7538 nucleotides. RefSeq names its product KIAA0232 ortholog. The transcript has 8 exons. Lineage: Eukaryota; Metazoa; Chordata; Actinopteri; Atheriniformes; Melanotaeniidae. The coding region runs from base 613 to 4626 and encodes 1337 amino acids. The record is from RefSeq and is a predicted model, not a curated record.
CAGUCUCUGAAUGAAACUGGCUUUUUUGCAGCGGACAUUGUGGCUCCGAGUAUUUGUGUUAUCGAGGAACGACCUUUCUCUGGCUCGAGCCCGAAUGUCGCCAGUUUCCUUGACGCUGUUGAAAGAGCACUCGAUGUGAAAACAGCGCCAUUUCUGUCGGCGUCCAUGAUACGCUAUGCUACCGCAGCGGAUUCCAGAGCUCGAGCUCGGAACGGCAGCGGGAGAGAAAUAGCCGCUCCCCUUUCGCUCCUUCUCUCUACUUCAGCUCACGGCAGAUUGUGCCGGUGAAGUAAAGACAGUCCCAAAAUGGACCCCUCUGACUGAGACGUAAACACAUCUUGUGUUUAGUUCUGCAGCUGAGAUCUGUCAGCAGCAUAAGCCAUGCCUCACGAGUAAAACCACCUUUCUUGCUCAAAGCAAUAAAAGAAGAAAAAGCAUCCUACAUGCCUCCCCAUGUAGAGCCCCUUCAGUUCGUCCUGCUGGAGUGACAGCCCCCCUCUUCCAGAUAGGUUCUGCCUCAAUCUCUCGCCAUUACCCUUCUCCACCACCGCCCUACAGCAGCUACCCGUGACGAUGCCGCUCCGCCUGAGAAUGGCCAACACCUGAGGUCCCAUGCGUCCAGUGAGCACCGAUUCAGACGGUCCUGCUCCUCCUGAGAACCUCUCUUGCCCCUACCCCCUCGUGGGCCCCUUGCCUGCCUCAGAGAUGUCCCUCCUCCAAUCUUUGGGUCCAGUACAAAGCUGGCUUGGCCAGGAGCUUGAGAAGUGCGGGAUUGAUGCCAUGAUUUACACCCGCUACGUUCUCAGCCUCCUCCUGCAUGACAGUUAUGACUAUGACCUGCAGGACCAGGAAAAUGACAUCUUCCUGGGAUGGGAGAAGGGAACUGGGAAGAAAUGGGGCAAGAGCAAGAAGAAAGGAGGGACCGACCUGAGUCUUGAGGAAAUGAAGAAGCAAGCCGCAGUGCAAUGCCUCCGCUCUGCAUCUGAUGAAAACUCUGGAAUUGAGAGCCUGGUUGAAGAGCUUUGCUGUAAGCUGAAGGACAUCCAAAACAAACAGAAAGAGGAAAAACGUGUUCAGAAGAAAUCUGAUGGCUCUCAAUCUCCAGAGCGAGCCGAGUCUCCCUCGUCAAAGGACCAGGUGGAAAUGUAUUAUGAAGCCUUUCCUCCUUUGUCAGAGAAACCCGUUUGUCUCCAAGAGAUUAUGACGGUGUGGAACAAGGCUAAGGCCUGCGCAUACUCAAGUUCAUCUUCCUCUGCAGCCCCACAAACCAGCACAGACACCUCUUCCCCCAAAGAUUGCAACAGUGAAGGUGAAGCUACAAAAGAGCGAAACAUAGAGGCAUGCAGUACCAUCACCGCCGCAACUAAUGAGAGAGGGCAGCAGCGACGAAGCAAGAAGGAAAAGGAGAACCGAUACCACGGUGGUGCAGCGGCAGAGGAGAAAUCUACUGUCCACUCCAAGAGACAAAUUAGACACAGGUCUGAGGGCAAGUAUAGACCCAGAUCCUGGUCUUCUGGCUCCAGUGAGGCAGGCUCAAGCUCAAGCGGGAACCAGUGCGACUCAAAGUCGUCCAGAAGCAAGACCGUUCGAAUAAGGCACAAAUCCAGGGAGGCUGUAAAAAAUAAGAGAACGCGCAACAGUGGGCAGGUGAAGCUGCAGAUGAAGGUUAUCGACAAAGAGGAGCGAAGAAAUGCAGGAGGAGGCAGUAGCAGCACGAUCGGUGUCGCCGCCAAACAACCACAGCUUUACAAAAAGGGGAAGAGACCGCUGAAGGAGAUUCGUAAAGAUCCAGGCUGGAUGGAAGCAAAAGAGUCCGGAGUCGAGGCCAGACACAAGAAGGAGUACAUGGAGGAGCCACUUUGGUACACUGAGCCUAUUACAGAGUAUUUUAUACCCGUCAGCCGACAAAGCAAGCUGGAAACAAAAUACCGAAGCAAGGUCAACUCUCCAGACGGCUUCGACUUGUCAGCAGACGUGGAGAGGCUGCCGGAGAAAAUCCAGGGAAUCUGCAUUGCCAAUGAGAGCUACCAGAGAGCGUAUUUAGCAGCAGGCUCGUUUGUGGACGGUCACUUUGUGGAAGCAGAAGAUGAAACCGGCGAACUCACCGGAACUUCAAGCUGCCCUCAGCCAGAGGAUAGUAGAGAUUUAGAUGACAAGCAUCUGUCUGAAUUCCCUCACUUCUAUGAAGUCGAUAUUUACCAAUCCAUAUUGGAUACUAGUGCCUCAGACUCAAUACAAGAGAGUCGGAUCUUAAGCAUGAUUCGGCAAAAAAGCAAAGAGCAAGGAGACGUUGAGGCUGAAUGUUGUUUAGUGUUAGAUGGCCUUGAGCAGCAAGGGAAAAGUGCAAUACGGGCAGACUCACCGGAAGCUUCGGGAUCUGUUGGAUUUUUAAUGGAAGAUCUGGAAAGCAUGGUUCACGUGUGGGGAUGUUACUCUCCAUCCACAUCAGAAGAUAUAGAUCGAGAAAGCUUCAUCGGAGACUCUCCUGUCCGGCUCUCCCCUCUUCUCGAUAGCGUUUCGUUCACCCUGAGCAAGCUGUCGAGGAAUCCGGAGGAGCCGCCCGUUCCUGAAACGACCGGUGAACCAUCUCAUUUGAACUCAUCUUGCUUCUCUCUCUUUGAGUUGCAGUAUGACAGCCCCACUUUUCCCUUCCCCCACGACUCACUCACUGUUGGUCACGAAAACAACACAGAUUCUAGCAGCUGUCUCGACCCACAUUCUAAUAAACAGUCUCGUUUGCUAAUAUGGACCAAAAAUAGUGCCUUUGACGAAACUGAACACUGUUCUAACUUGUCGACGCGAACUUGCAGUCCCUGGUCACAUUCAGAAGAGACUCGGUCAGACAAUGAGCAAGGAAACGCCCCGGUGGAGGAUGCUGCUCAAAUUGGCAACAAAGAGACCGAUAGUGCAAUCCCUCCUCUUUCUGGUACAUAUCUAGAGGAUGAAAUCUUGGAUUUUUUGCAAGAGGACUCUAGUAAAAAGUGUGAGGAAGUCAGCGUUAGCACAACAACCAAUCAGACAUUCACCAAAAAGUCUAAAUUAGAGUCCAUUUGUGGAAUAGCAUUAGAAAAAGAUGAGAGUAAACAGUAUAGCACUGGCAUGUUUUCAGACAACACGAACCAACAGAGUGAUGACUACAGCUCAGGGAUAAUAAAAGACAUUUGGACUGCAGUUGGAGAUGGCAAAACCGCAGUGUCGAGGCAUGGAGCAGAAAAACUAAGCAAGGGGCUCUUCUCGGAUGAGCCAGAUGCUUACUGCUGCAGCUGUCUAGAGGUCCAAGCGAAAGGCGUUCCUGUUCAGGGACCUCAGAAAAAAGCAGUGCAGCGGUCCGAGUAUCAUCUCUGGGAAGGCAAGAAGGGAGAACAGGACUUAGCCAAAAACCAACUCUCCAAGGUAAACAAUGCUGGGGAUUACAUGACUCCGUCCAAGCCCUGGGACUUGAACUCUGACAAGGAGGGUACAUCAUUCAUCCUCGGAGGAGUAUAUGGAGAGUUGAAAACACUAAGUGGCGAUAAGAAUUGGGCUGUCAUGCCACCAGAUGACACCCAAGACAGCCUGUUGCAGUGUGCUGCUGCUUCCAGCUCAGACAUGCUUACCAUCACGGGCACAGAUGUGUUCAUGAACACGGGCAGCUGCUUUGCUCCCGGACACCGGCCCCUGUGGAGGCCUCUCGUGUCCUUUGGGCAGAGUGAUCAGGCCAUUCGAGGAGGUGGAGAUGGAUUGAAUAAGGGAUUUUCUUUGAUCUUCCAUGAAGAUUUGCUGGGAUCUUACGGAGGCUUGCAUAGUGAGGAGCAAGGUUUAGAAUACCCGUUUGCAUCCUUUAACCUGAACAAUCCCUUCUCUCAAGUCCUCCAUGUUGAGUGUUCCUUUGAGCCAGAGGAAAUGGCUUCUUUCAGUCCAGGGUUUAAGCCCAAAUCUAUUCUUUGCUCGGACUCUGAGAAUGAAGCCUUUCACUCACGAAUAUAUGGCAUCAACCGGACACAGUAUAGGGCCAUACGCAUUUCCCCCAGGACUCAUUUCCGACCAAUAUCAGCCUCAGAGUUAUCUCCUGCUGGGGUGAGCGAUUCAGAGGCCGAGACCGACAAAGAGGAGAUGAGUUUUCCCGUCCUGGCUCCAGUGGAUGUCUUCGACGAUCCUCAGGCAGACCUCAAACCCCUGGAGGAGGAUGCCGAAUGUGAGGGCCCUUAUUAUGGGAAGUCAGAACUGGAAUCUGGUAAAUUUUUACCCAGAUUAAAGAAGUCUGGCAUGGAGAAAAGUGCCCAGACCUCGCUGGAUUCACAGGAGGGAUCUACUAGCCUCCUGCCAAUUGCUGAGCAAGAGAUUUGCUUAGACAGCAAAACGGCAGCAGCCGCAUUGAGCGCAGGCGAACAGACGGACGUCUCAGCCGGCAAGAUUAAAAAAACGGAAUCUUCAGGAGAAAACCAAUCCUGUUUGUGUUCACCAGACGGUCCGAUCCCCAAGUAUGGGAUUGCUUACGAUUUUGUUGGCGAUGUUCCAGAGUUUCCUCUGUCAAAUAUAAGUGGACAGGGAGUAACUGGCAACCAGCAAGAUGAAUGCUGGUGGCAAAACACAAUCUGUUCCCCACUUUUCCCUGGAUCUCAGUGUACAGGGAGCAGCAACAUUUGAACUCUCCAGUUUUGAAGGGGACUCCCGACACCGAGCGGAAAACUUCUUCCACUCUUGUGACUGGACCUCGACCAGCAAAGAUUCAGGGUCAUCUCAGAGCUGGAAAAGCUAAUGUAGGCUAAUUGUCUGAGACACCCCUCCAAAACUCCAAUCCAUAACCCCGUUGGUUUUCAUUUACUAACGUAAAAAAAGAGAAAAGUAAAAAAAAAAAAAAAAAAAACUAAAAAAAGUAAAAAAACAAACAAACAAACAAAAAAAAAACUUGUGUAAUCAACAAUCAGUUCAACAAAGAGUGAAAAUAGGAAAACAAAAAAAAUGUCUUUGAGUGACGCCAUAAGCAGACAUACAUUUUCUAAUUUGUUUCAGUUGAUUCUUCUGUACACGGGUCCUCUUUCAAAGUCUCACAGUUAGCUAGUAGGGACAAGAUUUUGUUCUUUCCUUGUCUGUUUUGUUCCCACCAUUUUGAGUUUGAACAAAGAUACUGGUGGUUGGUGGUGUCCGAAUGGUUGUGCAUGUAUGUUCGUCCAGGCAGUCUCACUCCUCGUUUUCUAGCUGAACCUAACUUUGUGUGAAACAACUGCUAUCGCAUCCUCUACUUUCCAUCUCAAGUUCAGAAAGAUGAUUAAAAAGAAAAUAAAAAAAAAGGCUUUUUUUUUUAGUUUUAAUUUAUCCAGUUUGUUUGGAUGACUUUCUGACUGUGAAGUAGAGAAUGUGUGCAGCUUUCUUCUAAAUAUCCGUAAAUAUCCCCGUGUGUGAAAAAGUUUCCAAGUCUGAGUUUUGAAUGGUGAUAGUCUUUCAAACGCUAGCAGUAGACAUAGUGUGGUUUGUGAGGCUAAAAAAAAAUAACAAAAAAAGUCUUUUAAACAAAAAGAUAACAAGAAAUCAACGUGUUUUUUUUUUUGUUUGUUUCUUUUUGGGGGGGGCAACAGAUACAAAUACUCUACUUGAACAUGCAAUGCUGUUUAAAAAAAAAACUGGGGAAAAGCAAACAAAAAGAAAAAAAAGUGCGUUAGGGGUCAAAUCCCAUCAUGAGAAGACCUGGCUACAGCCAUUUCUGCAGACACCUGUUGCAACUGAUUUAAACUUUUAUCUUUUUUUUUGUUGUAAAUUUUACGGUACAGACAAUUGGUGCUACAGAUAUGUUCAAAAACCUUUUUCAAGUUGCAGUUCCAUAAUAUGGCUGAUAAAUGAUGGCACAGGUUUUGUUUGUAGUUCAGUCACUCAGAUUUUUUCUUUCUUUGCUAAAUUUGUGAAGAUAAAAAUUCUUCCUGUUCAGUUUUUGCUUAAUGUGGUUUUUUACUUGAGGCCUCUUACUGACUGAAGCAGAAAUAUUUACAUCUGAAGACUAAAUACAUCCUUUCGGUUCAACGCUCCCCAUUUACAGAAAGGAUGAAAUUACUAGUGUGUCCCGCAACAGAAGUGUUUGGGUGAAUAUUAAACCAAAAAACAACAAAAAAAGCCGAAACUAAGAUACAGAUGCUUUAUUUUCCCAUAUGAGGUGUGUGUGUUUUUUUUUUUUUUUUUGGUUUACAAUAUCUUGUUGAAAUAUUGAUUUUAAUGUCUCACUCUUCGUGUGUGUGGUGGCCUAGAACUUGUGGAGGCACUGAGUGAAGUAGAAGUUUCACCUCAGAAACGUGAACGCAAACGCAUCAGUACAGCUCCGUACAUCUGAAACACCCAACGAAUAAAUUGGCUCUGAAAGUAUCCUGGAGAGGUUGGGUUUGAAAAUUAAAUUUGAUUGAAUAAUAAAUGCAUUUACUUUUUUUUUUUGCUCCCCCAAGUUAUGGAGAUAGGUUCCAUCCUACCAAGAAAAUGAGGCACAUAACUAAAAUCAUCCCUCUGCUAACGGUGAAUUUAAAGAGCGUGCAGUGUAAUGCACUGUCGCAGGUGAAUGGCUUCUGUUUCAAUAAAUGCAAAGAUAGUGAAGGCCCAAGGUUUCUCCACAAUGCCACUUUAAUUUGAAAAGAACCUCCCCUUCACCCCGAAACACAUUCAACUUCAGGGUCUUGUCCCCUUUUCUUUGACAGCCGUCAGACACUCAGGAAUUUUUAAUAUAAGCGUUCUCUUCGCUCAGACCUGUGACAGUGCAUUGAUGCAUUAAUGUAAAACCUUUUUGAUUGUAAAGGAUAAAAUGGUUGAUCCGAGUUCCUUCCAAGCAAACCGCUGAGGUGACUGUCGUGAAUUUAGAGCUAUUAGUUUUAGCGAAAAAAAAAAAAAAAAAAUCAAAGCCAUCGUAGGUUGCAUAAGCAAUGCGAAGGGGGAGUUUAUGAACCCUGAGUUCUAUGCAAGACCUUGGCGCAUGUAAACACGAGUACAAGGACGAAGUCAUGCAGUUAAGUUUGCAUGUGGAUCAUUCUGAUUGAGGGACAUCUGAGAAAACUAUGAAAUGUCUCUUUCUCUGAGAAAUAAAGCAUGCAAACAUCUCACUCCAUCUUUUUAAGUUGGAUUACACAACACAUUUUGAUAAGAAAAAAAGUGAGGUUAAAUCUGUGAAAAUGUUUUACUGCGUGUUUGUUGGCGAAUGUAAGAAGCAAAAAGCACUUGUAAGGAAUGGAUCUCAUCACGUCUCCAUUCAGCUCUAACUUCUUGAUAGGCCGUGUUUAAAACGAUAAUAAAACAUUUAAGACGAGGAAAUGCGUUCAGUGAGGGUGUAUGCCUUUGGUAAGACGUUGAUGGGGUUGCAGAGUUUUGAUUGUACUGUGGUCUGAAGAGCAUAUCCAGCACUGAAAACUCCAGUUUUUCCUCGUCUUUUCAUUCCCACCCAGACGAAGCUCCUCCACCCAUCCCUCUUCCUCUUAUUCAUCUGUUCCCGAUUAGCCGUGUUCUAAUUUAAUGUACACCCCCGAGUAAAUUAUUUUGUUUCAUUGUGGAUUUUUUUUAACAUCUAAUAAAGGAGUAAACCAAAACCUCAA